Purpureocillium lilacinum is the source of this 1503-nucleotide messenger RNA. RefSeq lists its product as uncharacterized. Lineage: Eukaryota; Fungi; Ascomycota; Sordariomycetes; Hypocreales; Ophiocordycipitaceae. Gene Ontology annotation, biological process: glucan catabolic process. The record is from RefSeq and is a predicted model, not a curated record. Gene Ontology annotation, molecular function: hydrolase activity, hydrolyzing O-glycosyl compounds.
AUGCAUUUCUCCACAACUCGCCUCGCCGCCGGCGUGCUCCUUGCUUCGGCAAGCGCCGCCCAGGCCCGGUUCUCAUACAACCUCCAGGUCUCGUACGACCAGACCAACUUCUUCGACUCGUUCGACUUCCUCAAUGGGCCGGAUCCCACGCACGGCUUCGUCGAGUACGUCGACCAGGCCACCGCGCAGCAAGCCGGUCUCAUUGGCGCUGGUCAGGGCAACAGCAGCAUCUACAUGGGCGUCGACCACACCACCGUCAACCCUGCCAAUGGCCGCAAGUCGGUGCGCAUCACGUCGAAGCAGUCCUUCACCAAGGGUCUCUUCAUCGCCGACAUCGCUCACAUGCCCGGCUCCAUCUGCGGCGUCUGGCCCGCCUACUGGAUGUUUGGCCCGGAAUGGCCGUCUUCCGGAGAAAUCGACAUCAUUGAGGGCGUCAACACCCAGACGCAAAACGCCGUGACCCUUCACACCUCUCCGGGCUGCGUCAUGUCCAACACUGGCUCGCUUGCCUCGACCCUGCUCGAGUCAGGCAACUGCGGCUCCGGCAGCGCCAGCGGUGGCUGCCAGCAGCGGACGAGCGACAACCAGAAUUAUGGAGACGGCUUCAACGAUAUCAAGGGUGGCGUUUACGCCACGGAGUGGACGUCGGAUCACAUUGCCGUCUGGUUCUUCCCCCGCGGCCGCAUUCCGCAGGACAUCACCUCGGGCAAUCCCAAGCCUCACACUUGGAACCACCCCUUGGCGCGUUUUUCCGGCGGCCUGGGCUGCGACAUUGACUCUCACUUCACCAACAACAACAUUGUCUUCGACACCACCUUUUGCGGUGACUGGGCCGGCAACCCCCAGGUCUGGGGAUCCAACGCCGAGUGCACCGCCAAGUCGUGGUCGUGCCAAGACUACGUCUCCAACCACCCUGCCGACUUCAAGGACGCCUUCUGGGAGGUCAACUCGGUCAAGGUCUACCAGCUGGGCGAGUCGCGCGGCAACCCAGGCCAGGGCAACACGUCCACCCGGACAAAGCCCACCGCAACCCUGCCUAUCCAAACCUCGACCCUGCCUCUUCCGAGCUCGGCCCUCAACUCGACCCCGACACUGAUUGUCCCGAGCUCGACUCUGCGUCUCCCGAGUCUCUCGACCCCGACUCUUGCUAUCCCAAGCUCGCCUCUGCUUGUUUCGACCCCGACCUUGCCUAUCCCGACCUCGGACGUGCUUGUCCCAACGUAUGCUCAGCAGGAACUCGCCCCCACAGUCAGCCCACACAUCGUCAAGGUUACCGUCACCAAAUAUGCCACACAGUGGGUGGGGUCUGAGAGUGAAGAAACGCCGACGAGCCAGGUCGCUCCGCCCAGUCAAACCGUUCCCUCAAGCAAGGCUGAGCCGACUUUUGUCCGCCAGGGCAAGCCGACUUUUGUCCGCGGGGGCAAGCCGACGAAGAGCCAGGGCAGCAACCUGGGCGGCUUCAACGCAGAGGGUAGCUAUGUCCCUAAGCCUUUCAAGGCCUAA